This is a messenger RNA of Gracilinanus agilis (Agile Gracile Mouse Opossum), 812 nucleotides long. RefSeq names its product transient receptor potential cation channel subfamily V member 4-like. The transcript has 2 exons. NCBI's taxonomy places the organism in Eukaryota, Metazoa, Chordata, Mammalia, Didelphimorphia, Didelphidae. Gene Ontology annotation, molecular function: monoatomic ion channel activity. Gene Ontology annotation, biological process: monoatomic ion transport. Gene Ontology annotation, cellular component: membrane. The coding region runs from base 423 to 812 and encodes 129 amino acids. The record is from RefSeq and is a predicted model, not a curated record.
UAAUCCCAAUUCCACGUGACAGCUCUUCCCGAAGAAGAAAUGGGUCUCUCCUCCCUGGGCCAAGUCGUGCCUCAGUUUCCCUCCAGUCAGAGGAGCGGGAGAUGGGAGCCGGGAAGGAAGAAAGGAGAAGGGGGAGAGGGCGAGGAGGAUCCGCGACUUCCUGGUCGGGAAGGAGAAGCUGGGGGAACCUGGCAGGCGGAGCCCACCCCUACUUGGGCGGGGCGGGGCUGCGGCUGCUGCUGGAACCCGAGCCUAGGAGGGAGGGAGCGCGGGUGGGAGGGCCAAAUUGGGAGCCCCGCAGCUCCGAAGCUACCGGAGGCACUCUGCGCGCUCCCAGUCUGAAGUGACUAUCCAGUGCUAAAGGGGGUACGCUGAGGACUCCAGAGGAGUCAGCCAGCUGUGGGAGGAAGCCGGGGCCAGACAUGACGGAUCCCGAAGACCCCCCCAGACCCAGCCCCGGGGGGACGAGCGAGCCCCCCGGGGAGGAGAGCCUACCUCCCGGAGAAACGUUCCCCCUCUCCUCCUUGGCCAACCUCUUUGAAGGAGAAGAUGGUUCUCCCUCGGCAGGAGGGGAGCCGAGCCGCAGCCCGCCCGCCCAGGGGGAUGCCCGGCAGAACCUGCGCAUGAAGUUCCAUGGGGCGUUCCGCAAGGGCAUGCCCAACCCCAUGGACCUGCUGGAGUCCACCAUUUACGAGUCCUCCGUCGUUCCCGGUCCCAAGAAGGCCCCCAUGGACUCCCUCUUUGACUAUGGUACCUAUCGCCACCACCCCAGCGACAACAACAAGUGGCGCAGAAAGAAGAUCAUAGAGUAA